This is a messenger RNA of Mycosarcoma maydis (corn smut), 459 nucleotides long. RefSeq lists its product as uncharacterized. Bases 1 to 459 code for a protein of 152 amino acids. The transcript is spliced from 3 exons. Lineage: Eukaryota; Fungi; Basidiomycota; Ustilaginomycetes; Ustilaginales. The record is from RefSeq and is a predicted model, not a curated record.
AUGAGGAUCGCCACAAAGCGUUUGCAGAAAGAGCUCUCGGAGAUCAAAGUCAAAGGUGCACCAGAAGGAUGUGAGGUCAUCAAGGCAGAUGACCUGCAAGAAUGGCAGUUCUCCAUACAAGUGCUGGGUAACAGUCUCUAUCAAGACCAAAAGUUUGGCCUCCGUUUCCGCUUUUCCGACUCAUAUCCGAUGGAGAGCCCCGAAGUCGUCUUCAUGGUUACAGAUGGAUUUCAGGCUCCUGUGCAUCCACAUGUCUACAGUAACGGCCAUAUUUGCGCUUCCAUCUUGGGCAACGAAUGGUCACCCGUACUCACCAUCAGCUCAGUGCUGCUCACAUUGCAGAGUAUGCUUGCUAGCUGCAAGCAGCUACAAAGGCCACCAGACAACGAUGCCUACGUCAAACGCGCGCCUAUUUCACCCAAAGACAGCCGAUUCGUGUACGACGACGACACGGUUUAA